This is a messenger RNA of Salvia splendens (bonfire salvia), 2586 nucleotides long. RefSeq names its product PHD finger protein ALFIN-LIKE 3. Gene Ontology annotation, biological process: regulation of DNA-templated transcription. NCBI's taxonomy places the organism in Eukaryota, Viridiplantae, Streptophyta, Magnoliopsida, Lamiales, Lamiaceae. The transcript is spliced from 4 exons. Bases 1682 to 2386 code for a protein of 234 amino acids. Gene Ontology annotation, cellular component: nucleus. The record is from RefSeq and is a predicted model, not a curated record. Gene Ontology annotation, molecular function: transcription cis-regulatory region binding; histone binding; transcription coregulator activity.
UUUUUUUCAAUUGCUGGUUUCAUUUCGUGUGUCAUAUGUUAUCCGUAAAUUGACUUCAAUUUCGUAAAAUUUGUGCUGAGAGAAUAGUUUGCAAAGUUAACUUGACAUAAUGACAUGAAAUUAGUGUUAGCUUGGAUUUUGAUGCGUAAGGUUUAAGUCGGUCUGAGCAUAAAAUUUCCGGGGUGAAGAUUAAUGUAUCUGUAAAUGUGAUUUUGAGCUGACAAUUAGAGUGAUUUAAUUAGGUGGGGGGCCACCACUUGUGGAACCACUGUUUAUGCCUCACUGCAAAUGGAACCUGUUGGAUUUAUACUCUUGUUGAGAUAUGAAUGUUGUUGCUACAUGGUCAUGUGUUUUAGUCUGUGAUUUGGAAGUGGUGUGUAUUUUUUUGUGUUUUAGAUUUUUGGUAGUUUAGCAAUUAUGUUUCUGAUAUUCCUAAAAGAAUUAUUUUGAUAUGCUGGUUGUAUUACAUGGGUGUUUGCAGUUUAUAUGAUGCACAUCAGGGAUGGUAGGGUAAGUGGGUAUUUUCGGUCAUGUACAGGCGUGGUAAUAGGUAAAGAUUCUGGAUAUGUGACAUUUAGGGUAGUAGUGUAUCACAAUUUUGAUAGAAUCUGUGGAAUUACUGCUCGUUCCUACCAUUUCUUCCCGUGGAAGAAUCGGCCUUGCCAUCAAGGCUGAAUGUAGGAAAUUGGCUUUUGAGAUAUUCUUCUUCCAACGUUGCAUCCUCACCUGGCACUCUGGCAUUCCUUUUCCAUUACACCCAAUGUUGUCAAAAGCACGCCUGUGGCGCAUGACUUGGAGGAGGAAGAGAGAAGAACAUGGCCUUGAACAAACUGUCUGUUGAUGUCGCAGCGGGAAGAGAAACGAGCAGCGACUAGGGUUGAAUUUCUGUGAUGUUGAAUUUGCUAAUGGGAUAUUUAUUUCUUUGUAAUAGAUCUAGUUAAGAAAUUGUGGUUUCCGCACACGAUUUUCACAUAAGGAAAAAAUUAAAGGGAUCUUCGAUAUCACGUGCUCUCUGUUGUUGAUCACCGGCAAUGGGACCCACUAAGCACGUGUAUGUAUGUAAAUAGGCUUCAAAUAAGUAAUGGACCUGUGGUGUAUUCCAAUUCUAGAGCCCAAUUAUUAACCAAUAGUUAAAAUGAAGAUCAAUUUGUGGGGUUCGUAGCCUGUGCCCCAAAUUUUUACCCAAUUGCCCGGGUGCGCCUUCGCUCCGGAUAUCACUGAUUGCACCAGAGCUACUCCACUGUUUUUACCUCUUUUGAGAUCUCAAAUUGUUAAGAUUCUUGCAUAUCUUUGGGAAGCUCAGCUGUUUACAGUCCCUGCCAAAAGUUACUGAUAGAUAGAUAUUUAUCACUGUUCCCGAGAAAGAUUCUCAGUCAGUCUCCUAUUAGUUCUUUAGUUAAUCUGAGGGUUUCCUGGUUUGAGAAGAACCUAAUUCCUUUAAUAGAAGAGUUCUCUUCAACAAUUUUUUAAAAAUUUUUGUCUGCUUCCUGGAAUGCUUUUAUUUAGAUUGUCAAUCAUCAAAGGGCUUGAAAUUUUUGUCUUCUCGGCUUCUCCACACUUGAAAGAGCUUGAAAAUUUUGUCUAUCUUCAGGAAUUGCCAAGAAUUGCUUCAUACUUUAACACGCACUGUAAUUCUCCUUCUCCAAGCCUUCACUUUCAAAAUAUGUGACCUGGCAGAAGCAUGUACACAUGGCUAUUGGUUCCCGUCGCUAUUGACAUUGGAAGUUGUAUCGUUGCAUUCACAAAGAAAGAGAAUUUGUGCUUGUACGGGUUUCCAAAUGAGCAAUGGGAGGUCAAUUUACCUGCUGAAGAAGUACCUCCGGAACUCCCUGAGCCUGCAUUGGGAAUCAACUUUGCUAGGGAUGGGAUGCAAGAAAAGGACUGGCUUUCUCUAGUUGCAGUCCACAGUGACGCAUGGCUACUUUCUGUUGCCUUCUACUUUGGUGCUAGAUUUGGAUUCGAUAAAGCUGACAGGAAGCGGCUUUUUAACAUGAUCAAUGAUGUCCCUACUGUGUUCGAAGUUGUGACAGGUGCUGCCAAGAAACACCAGAAAGAAAAAACUCUAAACAAUAGCAGCAACAAGUCGAAAUCCAACUCCAAACCGCGAAUGAUUGAAAGUACUCAGCCAAAGUUCUCACAUCCACAGCCAAAGGACGAAGACCCAAAAGAUGACGAUGAGGUACUAGACGAGGAAGACGAUGAUGAGCAUGGGGAGACACUAUGCGGCGCCUGUGGAGAUAACUAUGCAUCAGACGAAUUCUGGAUCUGCUGCGACAUAUGUGAGAAGUGGUUUCAUGGCAAAUGCGUGAAGAUCACCCCUGCCAGAGCCGAGCACAUCAAGCAGUACAAGUGUCCUUCGUGCAGCAACAAGAGAGCCCGUCAGUAGCCUUAGCGUAGACUGCGAACCCUUAGAGGUCUGUACCUCUUCCAAGACUAGUCGAUUUAUCCCAUUCCUUGUUCUAAGUUAUCAACCUGUGAAUGUGCACUUUCUGAUUGGGGGAUUUUGUUUAUUCGUAUAAUAAUUAUUUGUAUUAGGAUUAAGGCUUAACUUUAUUUCUCUCUUAUAGAAUUUCAACUUUUUUCUCA